Messenger RNA from Prunus avium (sweet cherry), 1386 nucleotides. RefSeq lists its product as uncharacterized. Lineage: Eukaryota; Viridiplantae; Streptophyta; Magnoliopsida; Rosales; Rosaceae. The record is from RefSeq and is a predicted model, not a curated record.
CAUACACCAACUUAUAUGGGUACAAACAAACAUAAGGGAUAGUUUUUCAAAAUCACCCCUGCGUUAACGCGUACCUCCUCUCUUCCGCCGCACUCUCACUCAACAGCCCUCCUUUUCUCGAUAUUCCUCUCUUCCGCUCCUAAAUCCUAAGACGCCAAUGGCUUUGACCGUGGAAGUAGCAGUUUUCGUAAACACCAACUUGGGCACUCGCAUGGCCAUGGAUGUCUCACCAGAUAUCACAGUAAGAGACUUUAAAAGGAAACUUGAGACACAGCACUUCAAUUGUUUCUGGAAUUCAGGAGAGAUCCGAGUUUCCAGAUUGAUGGUCAAGCGAAAAUCAUGCUUGUAUCACCUGCCUGAUUCAGUGCCGAUGAAGAGUGCUUUCCGGGGAGUGAAAGGAACAUGGUUUCUUCAUGUGGAAGCAAGACUUUUGAGUGAUUGCAAUAGGCCAUGUUUACCUAAGUUUAGUAUUACUCAUCCUCUGCAUCCAGAGAAUAUUGUUACAAGCACUGCUAAGAGUAACACAAAAGGCCACUGUAAAAGGAUAUUGAGGGAAAAAUUAUUUCGAUGCCACAACCCUUUACUCGGAAAGCUCAGAAGACCUUUCUACUUUACAAAGAUAAGGAAGAGAAGAAAGAAAAUCUCCUCAGCAUACGAAGUGAAUAGAGUCCAAAUUGACAAGGAGAAAUUUCCUGAUUGUGCAUCUAAAUCAAUGAUAGAUGAGCCCACUCAUACUUCAUCAGAAGUAGUAUCUGUAUCCGGCAUUAUUCACAGAUACUUUUCAAAUCUUAGUGAAGAUGGCGUUCCUUCAAGUCCUACAAGGUCUGUUACAUCCAGAGUUGUUCAAAGUUGGCCUGAAGAACACUUGAAGACUAAAGCAGAUGAUAUUUGUUCGAGCAUACAAGUUAGCCCCUUAACCCAGUUUUCUGCCAAAAGGACUGCAAAGCCGGUAUGUUUACCGUCGCCAACUGGCUAUGGUCAAAGAAGAUAUAAGCUUAAUAAACCUGAAGUUGGAAAGCGUCUUGUUGUGGCGUCAUAUAGUCUUGGGAUUUCUCCAAGUAAGGAACACCCUGCAAUAUCUUUGCAGCUUCGAAGGUAAAAAAGUCUAGUUCAGUUUUUGAUAUCACUGAUGAGGUCUGAAAAAAAUAAACUUUUCAAAAUGCCUAAUUGCUCUGUAUAGCCUUUUUUGUAUUUCGUCUUUCAAAUUUUUUAGAAGCUUUUUUUAAUCGGUGUUUUUAGAAGCUUAUUUAAAGUUAACAAGAAAAAGAAUGGAAAAAAAAAAGAAGAGAGAGAGAGAGAGAGAGAGAGUUCGGUAUUGCACAAGAAAAAUGGCAAAUUACAAGCUGUACACCAUACGGUAUGUGCUGGUUGGUUAUAACUGAUAAA